AUGAGUCAACUUGGUGGUCCUGGUUCUCGACAGGCCAAUUCCAAGCCUAUACCUCCUCAACGUGGCAGUUUCCCACUUGAUCAUGAUGGCGAAUGCAAGCAUGUCAUAGCCACCUAUCUUGAGUGCAUCAAGAAAGUACGAGGGUUAAAUGACGCUGAAUGCCGCGACCUGGCUAAAUCCUACCUUGCAUGUCGGAUGGAUCGGAAUCUCAUGGCCAAGGACGAGUUCAGGAAUCUGGGCUUCGACAAUGGACCAAAAACGGCAAAAGACACCAAUGACCUGACUCUAAGCCAAGUUCAGGGCCAAGGAAAUGGUAGCAAGGACCAGGACGCAAAGCCCGGUGAAUUACGAUGGUGA
Molecule: messenger RNA, 357 nt
Organism: Colletotrichum orchidophilum
Lineage: Eukaryota; Fungi; Ascomycota; Sordariomycetes; Glomerellales; Glomerellaceae
Product: CHCH domain-containing protein
Exons: 4
Coding region: 1-357 (118 amino acids)
Biological process (GO): mitochondrial respiratory chain complex IV assembly
Cellular component (GO): mitochondrial intermembrane space
Source: RefSeq, a predicted model, not a curated record